CCCUUCCAGCCUUACACUGAAUAUAUGCCACGGGGCAUGUAUGCUUUUCAAUGAAAGGCAUCUGAACUUUGCAGAACUACAAAAAAAUCUAAAGGCCAACUAUUUGGUCACUGUGAGGUAUAUUGCAAUCUAACCGUGCGUCGUUAACUCAGAAUGGGUUUGCAAGGCACUGGCUUUUUCCUCCAGUGUUACCUAAUGCUGGCAGCAGCUAUGUAUUUCGAGCUUGGAGAGCGAGAUGAAAAAUGCAUCAUUGAGGAGAUUCCUGAAAACACACUGGUCACAGCUAAUUUCUUUUUGGAGCCAUGGAACCUAGAGAAGGUCAGCCACUCUCCUCACCUGGGUGUCACUGCAUCGGUCAGAGACCCAAACCAGGAGAUUGUGGUGUCCAAACGUUUUGGAAAAUUUGCUAAAUUCUCCUUCACUUCGCACGCCUCCGGGCAGCACUACCUUUGCUUCCAAACAAAUUCGACAAGGUUCUCCGUCUUUGCUGGAGAAAGGAUGAAACUACAUUUGGAUGUUCAGAUGGGAGAGCACUCAAUGGAUCCCACUGCUGACAGGACCAAAGACAACUUGAAGAGUCUUGAGUACAGUCUCAGUCACCUCGUAGGUCAGAUGAUGUACAUCACCAGACAGCAGGAGUACCAGAGGGAGAAAGAGGAGGUGUUCCGUCAGAUCAGCGAAGAAACCAACAGCAAGGUGCUGUGGUGGGCUGUCCUGCAGACCUCCAUACUGCUCUUUGUUGGUUUCUGGCAGAUGAAACGACUCAAAGACUUCUUCAUUGCUAAAAAACUGGUGUGAGGCUGAGCUGUCCCCUGUUGGGGAUAUAACUCAUUGUUUAUUCCUUGCAUGUCCUGCAAACGUUUUAUAAGCUGCAGUUAAUGUCUUUUCCAUACCUAAAUGUCCAAAUCUAACAGCCCAUGAUAAAUAAAGUGGUAUUCAAAUUGAGACUACAUAAAGCUACAACAAUAAAGUUUGAAAAUCCACG
Molecule: messenger RNA, 985 nt
Organism: Menidia menidia (Atlantic silverside)
Lineage: Eukaryota; Metazoa; Chordata; Actinopteri; Atheriniformes; Atherinopsidae
Source: the annotation of a GenBank genome assembly